AUGUCAUUGAAGAAAUCAAGGCAAAAGGAUAUUUCUGUUGGACAGCUACAGCAACCAGAAAUGCUCCAAGCAUUUUUCAAAGAUGAUGAAAUAUUUGCUUCUUUCAAAAGGGUAAGAGGUACGCCACAGUACUGGAAGCAAAUGCAACAAGAUAUGUUGGCAAAAAUCCGUCACUUUGGGCCAUACACAUUUUUCCUUUCAGGAUCUGCUGCUGAUUUUCACUGGCCUGAAUUAAUUCAAAUAAUAGCCAAACAAUACGGACAGCAAUUCGAUAUAGUUUAUAUUGAAAAUGAAAUGGACAAAAAAACAAAAAGGAACUGGUUGGCGAGAAAUCCAGUUACUGCUGCGCGACACAUUGAUUUCAUAUUUAGGAAAUUGUGGGGAAAUGUUAUCCUCUCCGGAGUUCAUCCAGUUGGACAAAUUUUGAACUAUGACAAAAGAAAAGAAAUGCAAAGUAGAGGCACAGCGCACUUUCAUUCAGCAAUACAUGUACAAGGGGCACCACAACUAAACAAGGAACCAGACAAGGAUAUUGUUGCAUUCAUCGACUCGUAUAUUUCAUGUGCUAUUCCAGAAGACGAUGAAUCCUUAAGAGAUCUUGUCACUUCCAGACAAAUUCAUCAUCAUACCCGCACAUGUAAGAAGAAGAAAAACAUCAAUUGCAGAUUUCAUUUCCCCAAGCCUCCUGCACAAGAAACAACUAUUUCUCGUGUUCCUUGCGAUGAACAGUUUAAACAGAGAAUUGAGCAAUCUAGAAAUAUACUUAACUCUGUAAUGCAGACCCUGGAACGUACAGGAACAGAUAUAACACUGUCUGAAUUGUUACAGGCUGCAGGAAUACCAGAAGACAUUUAUCAAGAUGCUCUAAAUGUAUUUUUGAAAAAGAACAAUAUCAUGUUGAAACGAAAACCAGCAGAGACCUGUGUAAAUCCUUACAACCCAAUUAUUAUGAAAGCACUCAGGGCAAAUAUGGACAUCCAGUACAUUACAGAUGUUUGGGCAUGUGUAGCAUAUAUUACAUCUUACAUGUGUAAACCAGAGAGGUCUAUGUCUGAACUCAUGAGAAAUGCAUGUAAGGAGGCCAACACAGUCAAAGAUAAGCUGAAAUCAAUUGGGAAUGUCUUCUUAAAGUCGAGGGAGGUGUCACAACAUGAAGCUAUAGCAAGGUUGAUUGGUCUUCCGCUUAAAGAAACCAACACUCCUGUGAUAUUCAUUCCCACUGGAUAUAGACAUCAACGUACAAGACUUCUAAAACCACCUUCACUGCUAAAACACAUGAACAAAGAUGACACAGAUGUGUUCCUGCCUAAUAUUGUUGAUAAAUAUGCAGUACGACCAUCUAGCCUAGAAGACAUUUGUCUGGCAGAGUUUGCUUCCUAUUAUACCUCUGCAAAAUCACCUACAUCUGAAGAAGUUGAUGAUGUAAACAGUGAUAUCAACACCACUACAGGAAAACUUAUCAGACUGAAGAAUGGUAUGGGAACAAUGAAAAAAAGAAAUGUACCAUUUGUGCUUCGUGAUUAUCCGGUCACAAAACAGAGAGACUCAGAAAAGUAUUAUCAUCGCCUUCUUUUUCUGUAUUUUCCAUGGAGAAAUGAAGAUGAAUUGGAAGAUAUGUCAUCAUUCAAAACAAAGUUUGAAAGUGUAUUUUCUUCCAUAGAGGAAACAAUUCAAAAAUAUGAACCUUACCUUGAGGAGGUUUUAACAGCUAGUGAAAUUUGUGAAACUCUUGAAUCCCCUGAAGAAAUGUGGGAUCAAAUUCUACCACAAGUGGAGCAGGAUAGGGAUCAGCCAGUCGAUGCUAAUGAAGACUAUCAACUUCUUGACAUUGCCAACCUAUCCUCAGAACAACUAAAUCAAGAUACGAGUGACAGUAACGUAGUCUUGGAGCCAACAAGGAAAAGGACACUUACUACUAACAUUGAUAUAGAACCUAAACAAAAAUAUAUGUGUAUGGUACGUAGUCUCAAUGAAAAACAGAGAGAUAUACACCAACACAUUUUUACAUGGUGCAGAAAAAUGUCAUUAGCAUCCUCCAGAGAAGAAGAGCCUAAUCCAUUCUACAUUUUCCUAAGUGGGGGUGCUGGAGUAGGUAAAAGCCAUUGUAUUCACACAAUAUAUCAAAGUGCAGUGCGAACACUUAGGAAAGCAGGACAGAAAACAGAUUUGCCCACAGUUCUACUUACUGCCCCUACAGGCAAGGCAGCUGUAAACAUAGGUGGAACAACAUUACACAAUGCUUUUCAUCUUCCUGUGAAGCAAAAAGGUUCACAAUUUGUUUACAGGCACCCUGGAUCUGCAGCACUUAACACAAUGAGAUCAACCUACUGCCAACUGAAAAUACUAAUAAUUGAUGAAGUUUCCAUGGUAGGAGCACAGACUUUUACAAACAUUAGCUUAACAUUACAAGAGAUCUUUGAAAAUGAAGAACCAUUUGGCAGAGUCUCUGUGUUAGUUGUCGGUGAUCUAAUGCAACUUAACCCUGUUGGCGAAAAACCAGUAUACAAGUCUCAAACAAUAGGAUAUGCAGCUUUGGCUUCCACACCGUGGGAACUUUUUUCAUUGUAUGAGCUAAUAGAAAUAGUACGUCAAAAAGAAGACCCAAGGUUUGCAAACAUCUUAUCCCGUGUAAGACUUGGUCAACACACCACUGAAGAUGUAACCGUCUUAAAGGAGUUAGAAAACAAUUCAAAUGUGUCUGAAGGGUCCCUUUCCAUAUUUCUUACCAAUGCCCUUAAAGAUAUCUACAAUGAGAAACAGUUAAAUUUGCUGACGUCGGAAGUGUUUACCAUAAAGGCUCAAGAUACAAGAAGAGAUAUAUACACCAAACGGGUCCCAGUACAAGUAACGAGCAAUAAUCCUCAUGAAACAGGAGGAUUAGAGACUGAAAUUAAAGUAGCCUUGAAUGCCAGAUAUAUGCAGACCAAAAAUAUCGAUACAGAAGAUGGACUAGUCAAUGGAGCUACAGGAACCAUAAUGAAACUUGAUAUUUCCCAAUUCAAUCCAUUGGAGGGUAUUUUGUAUGUCAAAUUUGAUGAUGCAAGAACUGGUCGUCAAGCUAAAGCAAAAAGCAAAUACAAAGAUCUUGUUCCAAUUCGAGCAGUAAAUGCCACAUUUAGUAUAAAUGACAAAUGCAGUUCUCUUCAAGUUGAACGAAUUCAGUUUCCUGGGACAUUAGCUUGGGGAAUAACAGUACACAAAGCCCAAGGCAGUACAUUUGAGGAAAUGAUAGGAGAUAUGACCACUCACAACAAUAAAAACAAAACAAUGCCAGGCCAAAUUUACACACUUCUAAGUAGAGCUAAAUCAAUGAAUGGCCUGAGAUUAUGCUCAUUUGAUGCAGAGAAAAUCAAAGUAAAUUAUUCAGCUCUCGAUGAAAUGCAUAGACUUCAAGCUACCAAAAGCCUCAUCCCCGACACUUUCCAGAAAGAUUUUAAGGAAGCAACCCUUAGAGUGUCAUAUUUAAAUGUGCGUUCUUUAAAAGAACAUCACCAAGACUUACUUAACUCUAAAAUUGCUGAACAUUCGGAUAUUCUGUGUUUAUCAGAAACAAAGGUUCACAACUAUACAGAGUUUCAAUUUGAGAACAUGAAAUGCAUUAACAAUAAAUGUAAACAUGGAGCUGCGAUAUACAUCAACAAUGAUAAUGUUGAAACCUUCCCAAUAAAUACAAAUGUUCUAGAAACGGUCUCUGUGGUGGUGAAAGAAACAUUAAUUGUAUCUGUAUAUGUUACCCCAGGAACAUCAUGGACUCUUCUUGCAGAAGAUGUAAAAAAUAUGACUUCUCAAAUUAACUCUCCCCCAAGAAGACACAGCUUUUCAAAAAUCCUUAUUAUUGGAGACUUUAAUCUUGAUCUCAGAAUGCAAACCCUGCUUGUGAAUAUGCUUCUUGAGUUUGGAUUACAUCAGAUGAUAACAGAGCCAACUCAUGAACUAGGUUCCAUACUUGAUCUUGUCUUCACAAACCAUCAUGAUUGUGUAAUUUAUAACUCACCUGUCUGUUUUUCUGACCAUCAUAUUAUCACUGUGCAUAUAAACUAA
Molecule: messenger RNA, 4041 nt
Organism: Saccostrea cuccullata (small rock oyster)
Lineage: Eukaryota; Metazoa; Mollusca; Bivalvia; Ostreida; Ostreidae
Exons: 1
Coding region: 1-4041 (1346 amino acids)
Biological process (GO): telomere maintenance; DNA repair
Molecular function (GO): DNA helicase activity
Source: RefSeq, a predicted model, not a curated record